Messenger RNA from Esox lucius (northern pike), 4670 nucleotides. RefSeq names its product multiple EGF-like-domains 11 (gene megf11). NCBI's taxonomy places the organism in Eukaryota, Metazoa, Chordata, Actinopteri, Esociformes, Esocidae. The transcript has 27 exons. Gene Ontology annotation, molecular function: protein binding. Bases 939 to 4349 code for a protein of 1136 amino acids. The record is from RefSeq and is a predicted model, not a curated record. Gene Ontology annotation, cellular component: membrane.
UGAGCGGAGAGGGAUGCUGCUUCACAGAGCUAUUACACGUAUCUCACUGACUUCGGCACAUUUAUAUCUCACAAGAAAUCGGUCCAAAGUCCGUCAAACAUUGUUCCACAUUUUUGCUGCGUUUAUUGUUAAAUAUUUUGGAAGAACGUUGUAUUACAAUCUCUUUUUAUUUCAGUAAAAGGACGCAAAACAUCCAAACCGCCGUACCUUCUGGGUACUUUCCAGUCAUAGAAAGAAAUAUCACAUCUUCAACUGGUCCAAGACCCAUCGACUCUUCUGUCCGUGUUUGUCUUUGACUAGUAGAACAUUGGGACAACACAACCAUUUGAUCAUCAGAGCAGUUAAACAUUGAAACAUCAGAAUUUCAGAACAUUAGUCAGAACAUAAGUAGUAAAACAGUUGAAGAGCAAUGCCACUGAACACCUGAACCUCUGAACAUUAAAACACCUUAAAAUCAAACAGUAAAACACUAUAGCCAUACAACAUCAGAACAACCAAACAGUAGAACACUAUAGCCAUACAACAUCAGAACAACCAAACAGUAGAACACUAUAGCCAUAAAACAUUAGACAAACCAAACAGUAGAACACUAGAGGCAUAGAACAUCAUAACAACUGAACAGUUGAACACUAGAGGCAUAGAACAUCAGAACAACCGAACAGUAGCACACUACAGCCAUAGAACAUCAGAACAACCAAACAGUAGCACACUAAAGCCAUAGAACAUCGGAAACAACCGACCAGUAGAACGCUAGAGGCAUAGAACAACAGAACAACCGAACACUAGAACGCUACAGCCGUAGCCCAACAGUUAUCUGACCAGUGUUCCAACAGUCUCUCCAACUAUUAUCUACACCACCCAGGGACCAUAGGAAAUAUCCUGGGAUUACGUUGAGGUUGGCACGCCCAGUCUAACUCUCCCUCAUUCAGGGUGCCAACAUGGAUACUACUAUCAGUCCCUUCUUGACCCGAACCCUGACCCUGGUGGUUGUCCUGGGGGUCACCACACCCAGUGUCUGGUCCCUAAACCCAGAUGACCCCAACGUCUGCAGCCACUGGGAGAGCUAUGCUGUGACAGUCCAGGAGACCUACGCCCACCCCUUCGACCAGGUCUAUUAUACCAGAUGCACGGACAUCCUCAACUGGUUCAAGUGCACCAGACACAGGAUCAGCUAUAAGACGGCUUACCGGCGGGGUGUCAGGACCAUGUACCGCAGGCGAUCCCAGUGUUGUCCAGGUUACUUUGAGAGCGGAGACUUGUGUGUCCCACUGUGUACUGAAGAGUGUGUCCACGGAAGGUGUGUGUCUCCUGAUACGUGCCAGUGUGAGCCAGGCUGGGGUGGUCUGGACUGCUCCAGUGGUUGUGAGAGUGACUUCUGGGGACCCCACUGCAGUAACCGGUGCCAGUGUCAGAACGGGGCCCGGUGUAACCCCAUCACCGGGGCGUGCGUGUGCACAGACGGGUACCAGGGCUGGCGCUGCGAGGAGCCCUGUGAGCCAGGUCACUAUGGCAAGGCGUGCCAGCUCACAUGCCAGUGUUUGAACGGGGCCACCUGCCACCAUGAGACUGGGGAGUGUAUAUGUGCCUCAGGGUACUCCGGGGCCUUCUGCGGAGAGCGGUGUCCCUCUGGUAGUCAUGGACAACAAUGUGAUCAGAACUGCCCCUGUCAGAAUGGAGGAGUCUGUCACCACGUCUUGGGAGACUGCUCCUGUCCUGCGGGCUGGAUGGGCUCUGUCUGUGCCCAGCCGUGCCACGCAGGCAAGUACGGCAUCAACUGCAGCAAAGACUGCUCUUGUCGUAACGGUGGACUGUGCGACCAUAUCUCCGGGCAGUGCCAGUGUACCGCGGGCUACAGUGGACGAAGAUGUCAGGAGGAGUGCCCGGUCGGCUUCUACGGCCCUCAGUGCAGCCUGCAGUGUGACUGUUAUAAUGGGGCUAAAUGUUACCAUAUCAACGGGGCGUGUCUUUGUGACACCGGCUUUAAAGGACAUGACUGUCAGGAGCGGUUCUGUCCUCCAGGCCUGUACGGACUCAUCUGUGACAAGUACUGUCCAUGUAACGCCUCUAACACUGUCAGCUGUCACCCUCUGACUGGCGAGUGCACCUGUACUGCUGGGUGGGCGGGGCUCUAUUGCAACGAGACCUGCCCACCUGGUUACCACGGAGACGGAUGCCAGAUGCCGUGCAGCUGCUCCAAUGGGGCCAGCUGUCACAGAGUGACUGGAGCCUGUGUCUGCCCUCCUGGUUACAUGGGUGAUGACUGUACCACCCCUUGUCCCCCUGGUCUAUAUGGUCCCAGCUGCUCCUCAGCGUGCUCAUGUCAUAACCAAGCCUCCUGCUCCUCCUUCGAUGGAUCCUGCAACUGCAGAGGAGGUUGGCAGGGGAUGGACUGUGCCAUGCCUUGCUCUGAGGGGACCUGGGGUCUGGGUUGUAAUCAGAGCUGCGUGUGUGCCAAUGGGGCAGCCUGCAACCCCGUGGACGGCACCUGUACCUGCUCCCCAGGCUGGAGAGGGGAGCACUGCCUCCUGCCCUGUCCUGGGGGCACGUACGGUCUGGAGUGUCGUGAGCAAUGUGACUGCAUUCAUGCCAACGGAUGCGAACCUGUGAGCGGGUUUUGUCGCUGUCUCGCUGGAUGGACAGGCUUCCACUGUGACAGCGUGUGUCCCCAGGGUUUUUGGGGUCCUAACUGCACUGUCAGCUGCUCCUGUCAGAACGGAGGUACCUGCUCCCCUGAGGAUGGUACCUGUGUGUGUGCCCCCGGAUACAGAGGCACCUCCUGCAAGAGAAUCUGUUCUCCUGGGUUUUAUGGGCCCCGCUGCAGUCAGUCCUGUCCCCAAUGCGUCCACAGCUCUGGUCCAUGCCAUCAUGUGACUGGACUCUGUGAGUGUCUGUCAGGCUUCUACGGAUCCCUGUGCAACCAAGUGUGUUCUAGCGGCAGGUAUGGAAAGGACUGUUCCCAGACGUGCAUGUGCACCAACAACGGCACAUGUAACCCCAUCGAUGGAUCCUGUCAGUGUUUCCCAGGGUGGAUCGGUGAAGACUGCUCUCAAGUGUGUCCGUCAGGAUACUGGGGUGCUGACUGUCUGAACAGCUGCAUCUGCCAUAACGGAGCUCAGUGCAGGCCAUACGACGGAGAGUGUAGGUGUAGCCCAGGUUGGACAGGACUCUACUGCACACAGCGCUGUCCAUCAGGGUUCUAUGGCAGGGACUGCUCAGAGGUAUGUCGUUGUCAGAACGGAGCGGUCUGUGACUAUGUGACCGGGCAGUGUGCCUGUCGCACCGGAUUCAUCGGGACCAACUGUGAACAGAAGUGUCCUCCUGGUACAUUUGGCUAUGGGUGUCAGCAGCUGUGUGAGUGUCUGAAUAACGCCACCUGUGACUACGUCACUGGAACCUGCUACUGCAGCCAAGGAUACAAAGGCAUCCGCUGUGACCAAGCUGCUCUGAUGAUGGAGGGGUUGAACCCCUACACUAAGAUGGGUCCAGCACGGGGGGGUUCAGAACGCCAGUCAGCUGGUGCUGUGAUGGGGGUAAUCUUCCUCCUCCUCAUCAUCAUGGCUCUACUCAGCCUGUUUGUCUGGUACCGCCAGAGACAGGGAGACAAGGGUCAGCACCUUCCGCCUAGUGUGGCUUACACCCCCGCCCUGUCUGAGUGUGGUAGUACGAUAGCCAUGCGUCCCUCCACCGUGGAUGUGUCUCAGGCUGUAAGCCAGAGUGCCAGCAGCAGCUGUUUCUCCAACCCGUCUUACCACACUGUGUCUUUGGCCCAGUGUAACGCUGCCUCAAACAUCGCCACCAGUCUGGAUGGCACUCUCACUCUCCAGUCCAGCACCCUCAACGGAGUCAGGAAUGGGUCCGAGUGGAGAGCCUACUGCAACCUCAGCAAUCUAGAUGUCCAACCAGGAGACACAGGGACACAGAAAAGAUCCAUCAAGACAGCAGAUUUCAUGAAGGGCAGUCACAGCCAAUGUUCUUUGAGUGGGGAGCUGUCCUCCUUCUGUCCUCCUUCAGGGGAGCUGUCCUCCUUCUGUCCUUCUUCAGGGGAACUGUCCUCCUUCUGUCCUCCUUCAGGGGAACUGUCCUCCUUCUGUCCUCCUUCAGGGGAACUGUCCUCCUUCUGUGUUGGUGCUGCUACAGUCCUCACCUCAGCCAACAGGAAGCUAUAUGACGUGGAGCCAACAGUGAGUGUUCUCAAGGGACCCAAUGGGAUGGCCACUGGUUUCUCCCAGAGUCCCUACGACCUUCCUCGGAGUAGCCUCUUACCCAGCCAUUAUGACAUCCUGCCCAUGCGCCACAGCCCUACAAACAACUCCACCCCUCCCCCAGAGAGCCCCAGUUCCCUGCUCUAAAUUGGGGACACCCUGGCCCUGACAUUCUAACAACGUUCUUCUGACAAUGUUGCCCCCCGUCUCCACCCAUGAUGACUACAGUGCAAAACAGGGCGGUGCUGAGAUGGAGGAGAGCUGACCUUCUUCUACACAACAACAGUUUUUCCUCUUCUGCUCGCUUUUUUUCGCUUUCAUCCACUGAGGACAUGGACUCCAAUUAACCCUAACACAGACUCAUCAACAGGGGACUGAGAGGGAGUGUGAGGGGUAGAGGCAGAGGCAGAAGUGUGAGGGGUAGAGGCAGAGGCAGAAGUGUGAGGUAGGUAGAGGUGGAGGCAGGAG